Molecule: messenger RNA, 1515 nt
Organism: Ophidiomyces ophidiicola
Lineage: Eukaryota; Fungi; Ascomycota; Eurotiomycetes; Onygenales; Onygenaceae
Exons: 1
Coding region: 1-1515 (504 amino acids)
Source: RefSeq, a predicted model, not a curated record
AUGUCCGGCUCUUCCUCCACUCUUCUCUCACGCCUCGUCUCCUCCGCAAGCACAGCUCUCCUCCUGCUCUUCGUCGCCAGACCGAUACCUGCUGCCCCCGCUCUGAACUGGAACAUUGAGAUUUGGAACGAGCCUGCUCCGCCGCCUGACCAAGGCCCGCCAUUCUCCGCCGGUGCCAUUCGAGAUAAAAGCCUGCUGUGGCGAGAGAUUGUUGUGAUCCUUGGGGUGUACCUGACGAUUGCCUCUCUGUUCCUGGGCGGUCUUCUGACGGUGGGCAGACGGCUUCGACGGAACGCACAACAAUCCAACCAAACGCUGGAGAUGGAGAUGCUUAAGCCGCUGCGGCCGACGGUCAAUACUACUAGCUCGAUGCAGACCCCGCAGACACCCCAGAAUACCUGGCCCAGUCCCAUGAGUGGUGCAGACAGCAAUAAUUGGCCCAGCCCACAAAAGGGCAAACAGCGGUCCUUUAGUUUGCCAUGGUCGAGAGGGCAAACACCCAUCUCCCGUGCGGGAAGCGUAUCGACAGUGGACGAGAAUGUUGUCAAGGCUGACCGUCUCAAAGCUCAAGAAGAAAUGGAACGCUUAUAUGCGGCGGUUAUGGAACACGACGAGCAGCAGCAGGAGGCCAAAUCAAACGGUGGCUUCUCACCUGCAAGAUCACCUCGCCCUACAGUUCCGCCUCUUGAAGGUCCCCCGGAGUUCAGACAUCUCAGACAACGCCAGCAGUCAUUCCAAACUCACUCACCAGUAUCGCCCCUAUCCCCACUAUCACAAGAACUGCCCUCCCCAGUUUACACGGAAGCCCACAUGCAGCAAUUACAGCAAAAGCACAUGCAGCCAUUGGCGUAUCGGGAGACCCCGGAUUCGCAAGAAGUUCCACCAUCUCCACGCAGUGAUAGGUUCUCCAGACUCUCCGCCCUUUCUUUCCUAAGCUCCCGAUCUCGAGGCCCCAAGAAACUGCGGCGAGACUCGGUUCGCAACCUUCCAAUCUCACCUCCUAUUUUAUCUCCGGAACCAAAUCCGCCCAGUAACUCCGAAAACCAGCCCCUUUCACCACGUAUCUACCACCCAGGCCCACCACCUCUCAAUCCCAUGCAACAACAACAGCAGCAUAUGAAAGGCAAAUCUAAACCCCCGCAUUACGAAAAACUACGCAACACCUCCGUCGAUAGCACAUAUAGCGUCCCUCCACCUCUCCACCUUCGCAGUGCCGGAAGCAGCACUUCCACACUUCCCUUCCGUGUCGCUUUCAACAAUGCUCCUAUGAGCGCUCCACCCACCAAGACAACCAUUGUUGAAAGGCGAGAAAGCAUUCUUGGCCCGUUAGGCCCCCGAACAGGCAUCCCUCAAACUCCUUACAGCCCCUAUAUGCCCUUCACUCCAAUCACGCCGCUUACUCCAAGCCGGAUGAUCACAAGAACGGAGCGAAAGAGAAUGGAAAAGAAAAACGGGAUGCAAGUGCAGACCCAGGCAGACAUGGUAAAGGCCGAUAAUGAGAUGUGGGGAUCAUAA